CCAAUUGUUAAUUGAUUCUUUGAAAUUAUACAAGGAGUAUAAAUAAUAAUUGUAUAGUGUGUAUCAUUUUCAUAUAAUGUAUAUGGUAGUGGUGAAAGUUCUUGUGAAAGUUCUGGUUUGUCUUGAGAAGGUUGGUCUUGGGCUGGUAUUUCUUUUUCCUCUUGUUCCAUUAUGCUUAGAAAAUCUUGAACUUCUGGUUUAUUUAUUUCUAAUGCUAAAUUUUCUGAAAGUUUUUUUGCUUUAUUAUCUUAUGCUAACUUGAAGAUAUUGGGAUCCUGUAAUGUUACAUCUAAUUAGGACCCCACCUACUACUAAGAUAUAUCACUGGUAGAAAUUUCACUUUCAUAUGAAACCUUACCUUAGGAUUUGCUUAAAUUCUAUUGGUUAAUUAACU
Messenger RNA from Rhizophagus irregularis DAOM 181602=DAOM 197198, 394 nucleotides. NCBI's taxonomy places the organism in Eukaryota, Fungi, Glomeromycota, Glomeromycetes, Glomerales, Glomeraceae. The record is from RefSeq and is a predicted model, not a curated record.